Molecule: messenger RNA, 2109 nt
Organism: Aspergillus sclerotioniger CBS 115572
Lineage: Eukaryota; Fungi; Ascomycota; Eurotiomycetes; Eurotiales; Aspergillaceae
Exons: 4
Coding region: 1-2109 (702 amino acids)
Biological process (GO): DNA-templated transcription; positive regulation of transcription by RNA polymerase II
Molecular function (GO): zinc ion binding; sequence-specific DNA binding; DNA-binding transcription factor activity, RNA polymerase II-specific
Source: RefSeq, a predicted model, not a curated record
AUGGAGCGGGACAGAUCAGAACGGCCCGCAGUACCCGGCCGACGGCGUCGGGCUGCUGCCCGAGGCCGCAUCACAACCGCCUGCGCUCGUUGCCAGAAACGGAAGAUUCGGUGUGACGGAGUGGCCCCUGUCUGCGGGGGUUGCCAACGAGCCCGUGUGGAUUGCAUUGAAGGGACAUCUUUCCGUGAUAUUUCCCGAAGUUACGUGGAUGAACUAGAGGUGCGAAUCGAGUGGCUAGAGUCGCUUAUCCAGGAGCACCUGCCACACAUUGACCUCAAUAGUCCUGAUAGUGCUCACUUGAGUCGUCCUGGGGCGUCAACCGAGGCGACCGCUCCGGAGGCUACUCAGACCGAACAGGCUAGGGAUGGGUGGCAUCACGCCCGUGAUAUUAGCAAUCAACUGGGCGUGGUAUCUGUCAAUGCAGGGGCGGAUCUUCGUUACUUGGGCCCUUCUAGUGGGUUGUUUUUUACCAGGUUUGUGCUGACGGGCCUGGGACGGAGGGCUGAGCUGGCACGAGAAUCGCUUCCUCGUUCAAAAGAUAGCAACUUUGUCCCUGCGGAGCUUCUCGAUGUCCGGCCGAGAGAAUUGCCGUCUGAUAUAAAACAGGCGCAAUGGUUGACACAGGCAUAUUUUGAGGCAGUCCAUCUGCAAUUUCCGUUUCUUCACAGACCAACUCACCUGGAAGUUCUGCAACAUGUUUACAAUGGUAAUGAUGUCGCGCCGGCGGAUCAAUUUCAGAUUUACAUGGUCCUGGCUAUUGGGGCCACUAUUCGAUCACGCCAGGCGAAAGUGCUACUUCCAGCCGAAGGGUAUUGCGCCUCUGCGAUGGUCCAUCUGGAUACUAUUUUUCACAAAGCCUCCCAGCGUAGUGUACAAUGCAUGCUACUUUUACAGAUGUAUACGAUCAACAACCCGUCAUCAGGGAUCAGCCUUUGGAGCCUUCAUUACAACUGCCUGGCCCAUGUGAUGGAGCUGGGAUUGCAUCGCAAUAUCCAAGGCCCUACACUCACCUGGUUCGAUCAGGAAAUGCGUACCCGGGUCUUCUGGUGCGUCUAUACGAUUGAUCGUUGCUUGAGCACAUUGCUAGGAAGAGCAAUAGGCAUAAUGGACGAGCAAUGCGAUUUAAGAUUACCGCGAGAUAUCAACGAUGAGGACUUGAAGCCCAACCAACCGAUACCGGCUCAACUCCCAGCAGCCAUAACCAACAUGACUAGUGCAAUUCACCUCUUCAAGCUUGCCAGGUUUAAAGCCGAGAUCAAAUGUGUCCUGUAUUGUGUUGACCGGAACUAUCCUCCUUAUACGCAGCCCGCCAUUACGGAUGUCAAGCGAUGGCAAGAAGACAUGCUCCACCGUUUGGGUCAGUGGAAAUCGGCAAUCCCGCGCCAUCCUCCAGAAAGCCCAGCAUGCUAUCUGAAUGACUUGCUCGACAUAAAGUACUAUGAGCUUGUCAUGUUGGUUGUACGCCCUAGCCCUCUUUUCCAGCGCCCUUCCAAAACCCUGAUUCGGCAGUGCUUCCACUGCGCCCUGAAAUGCAGCCAGCUCUAUAAUAAGCUGUAUGUCACCAGCAUGUUGCACUAUAACUGGGUCAACGUGCAGUCGUUGUUUCUCUGCGUCGUGACAAUCUUCUAUUGUGUGUGGGCCCCCGACGGGGUAGGCGAGGAGGCCGACCUUGAUACCGUUCUGCAUGCGCUAAAGUCUGCUUCUGACGUCCUCAGCGCUACAGGGGAAUACUGGCUUGAAGCCAAAAGAAGCCGGGACGUGCUGGAUUGCAUCACGAGGGCAACGGUGCGGUGGUUCUCGCAGAGACUGAGGCAAUUAUCAUGUUCAAUAGGCAGCCGCAGUGAUCAAGGGUCGACCGGGUUUUCUAACUUGGAAAUUGGACCAUUUACGUCUGAUAUUUCCAACGCCCAACAGUCACUCGAUCCGUACUACGUGCCACCGGGACAGCCAGCUGCAACGUCAGAGCUUCUGUCAUUCUUUGCGGGCUCUCAGCCGGAAUUGGACAUGGAUUGGUUGAAUUUCUCCUGGGACACAUCUGGGGGGAUGGAAGAGAUGAUGCAGGAUUUGAUUUCCAGAGAGCGCAAUAAUGACAUAAUGUUAGGAUCUUAA